AUGUCCAGCAGAUCGCUUUGGCAGAGGCACAGGAAUAAGGUGCUGGUUUCUUCUGCUACGGUCGCCUUUAUCUUUAGUACAGGAGCUGUUUCGCUGUAUCUCAUCAAAAAGUGGCUCUGGAAACAACAGCUGAAAAUAAGCGAACAACAAUUUGUGAAGGAGCAAAUCAAGCGUCGUUUCGUGCAAACCCAGCAGGAUGCGCUUUAUACCAUGUACGAGCUUGUCCCCGUGCUAUCGCUUGUGCUGGUUAAAGACCUGGACGUGGACGAAAUCGUGGGGUCUCUGAAGGGCAAGAAACUCUCAAGAAAAGUUUCUCGAGGCUCCACGGACGCCGAACGCGAUGGAUUAUCAUCAGGCAUGAGCACAAGCGUCACGGAAGCACACUUGGCUAGCUCCAGUGGUACUCCAGCCGACGCCAGAACCAAAGCAGAACUGUGGAAUGAACUCAAGCUCAAGUCGUUGGUCAAGCUUUGCACCGUCAUUUACAGCGUCUCCUCGCUGCUGCUACUAACAAGACUGCAACUCAACAUCUUGGCAAGACGGGAAUACCUCGAAAGCGCAGUGAAAGUCGCCGUUGAGAAAGAAUCCUCUAAUAAAGGGUUUCUCACCUCCUGGCUGAACAGUUUCUGGCAAACAGCUUCAACAGAUACCCAAUCUGCCCCCAAAGAGCACUCAACGGGUCCAGAUCUUUCCGAAGAAGCGCAACAUGCUCGGAAAUCGAGCUACAUUAACGAACAGGCAUUUCUGUCAUUUUCAUGGUGGCUUCUCAACCGCGGGUGGCUACAAUUCAAGUCUCUGGCCGAGAAAUUGGUCGAACGUGAGUUUGCAGAAUUGAAUCCGCGAGAUGUGCUGUCUGUUCAGGAUUUCGGGGACAGGUUGACGCGUGUUUUGCAUUCCAUCAAUACAGAGCUUUUAGUACAAUUCGACGUCCAGACAGAAAAUGGAAUACAGCCACUGAAGCAAACUUUACUCCCGGACUCAAACCUCGAGCAAUUUGUGCUUCAGCAAACACUGGACUCAGAUGCAUUAAAAUUGUUAUAUGACGACAAUACUGUAUUGCGCCAGCUCUUGAACGAAACAAGCAAGUGCGUGCAAUCCACAGCAUCUUUGGUCGUCUUGGAGAGCCUUGUCAACGAAGCAUUCCAGUUUGCGAUGCUACACGUUGAAGAGAACGUGGCUAAAAAAAGUAAGCGCAAACCUUCCAAUAGCGAGGACACUACCUCAGUGACUGCUUCCACAGCUGGUGAUGACGAGAAGUACCAAAUGGCUUUGUUCGCCGUCAGUUGCAAAGGGUGCUGUGACGAAAUGCUCAAAAGUGGAGUGGUGUCGAUGAACAACGUUUUUUUGCAAAGGUUAGACUCCAUUCCAGAACUUGAUGACCUCAGUGCCAGUGUCUAUAGUAAUUUUGGAUUUUAA
Molecule: messenger RNA, 1416 nt
Organism: Lachancea sp. 'fantastica'
Lineage: Eukaryota; Fungi; Ascomycota; Saccharomycetes; Saccharomycetales; Saccharomycetaceae
Source: the annotation of a GenBank genome assembly